GGCCAAACGUACCUUGGACCGAACUGAGAAAAGGCCGAAACGAUUUGUUACCGUCUAUUGAUUCUCGGUGUUAUAAGCGGACUUUCAUUUUAAGUUAUCAGACACUAUUGACUAUAUACUGAUAGUUGAAGAUGGCAGAUGGAAAGUCUGUCAAAGUUGGAACACGUGUGGAACUAACAGACAAAGGGCUUGUGGGAACCGUGGCUUAUGUAGGAACAACACUAUUUUCUAGUGGAAAGUGGAUAGGUGUCAUUUUGGACGAGGAAAAAGGGAAAAACAAUGGAACAGUUCAAGGGAAGACAUACUUUUCCUGUGAUCCAAAUCAUGGUAUCUUUGUCAGGCAGUCUCAGAUUUCUGUCAUAGAUGAGGGAUCAGGUAGGACAACUCCUGUGUCAACUCCAACGACCACUAAACUUCCUGCAUCUUCAAUAAAGAAAUCAGGAAUUCGCCCUCCAAGUUAUGCAGGAAAAAGUACUGAAAAUUUGACAGAUUUGAGUGGUACUCCAAAAAAGGCCCCCAGUGUACCCUCUGAUCUUUCUAAAAUAGCUAGUGGAACAGGUUUAUCUACACCUAAAGGUCGUGGUUCAAUAUCCAAACUACCAGGGCCAAAAUCUGGACGUGACAGCAGUAGCCGUGAAUCAACACCAAGUGAUGAGAACUUGGCAGGAUCACACAGAGGGAAAGCAAAGGCAGAAGAAAAAAAGACAGACUCCAUACCAGACCUGUCCUCAAUGACCAGAUCCCUGGACAGCUCACUGACAGGUGCUGGGCCAGAGGAUAAGUUCUCCAGCGUACAACAAUUACAGGAGAUGGAGGGAUUGCGUGCAGAGAUCAGGGAUCUAAAUGAGAAACUGGAAACACUGAAAAUAAAGAGGGCAGAGGAUAAAGUCAAACUUAAGGAAUUUGAGAAAGCAAAGAUACAACUGCAGCAGCUGCAAGAAUACAAAAGCAGAAUGCAGGAAACUCAGAAGGAAUUGCAACAACAACUACAAGCCUCCAGAAAGGAAGCUAAGGAUAUCCAGGAGAGUUUCAACAACUACAAAGACGAGAUGUCAGACCUGACAGAGACUGUAGAGAUAGCAACUCUGGAUAAAGAAAUGGCAGAAGAGAAGGCUGAGGGGCUCCAACAGGAAGUGGACACGCUCCGCGAUCGAGCUGAGGAACUCUCCAUGGACCUGGAGAUUCUAAAAAAUGAGAUAAGUGAAAAAGGAACUGCUGGUGUGGCGUCUGAUUAUGAACUGAAGCAGAGAGAUCAACAGAUAGAAAGACUAAGAGAGGCACUUGUUAAAAUGAGGGAUUUGUCAAACCAUGAAAAACAGGAAGUGCAGAGAUUGACCAAGGCCAAUGAGAAAAACCUGACAGAAAUUACCAAUCUGAAAAAAGAAAAGGAGAGGUUUGCUAGUGAGGUGGAGGAGUUGUCUCAGCAAAUGAUCGACCUCAAGGAACAGGUGGAUGCUGCAUUAGGUGCUGAGGAGAUGGUGGAGACUCUGACAGACAGAAACCUGGCUCUGGAGGAAAAAUUACAGGAAUUAGAGGAGGAGAAAGCUGACCUGGAAGCUCUCCAUGAGAUGAAUGAAGAAUUACAAGAAACAGCUCGGGAAGCAGAAUUAGAAUUACGAGAGGAGCUUGACCUUGCUACUGGACGUGCCAAUGAGUUCAAGAGAAAGCUGGAUGCUACAGCUGAGACAUUUGCAGACUAUGAGACAACAAUUAGUAAAUUCAGAGACUUAGUCUCCACAUUGCAGGACACAAUCAGAGACAUGAGAAGUCGCCAGGCCGAAACUGAGCUAAAGUCAGAGUCUACACCCACGAUUGAAGUCAUUGACUUUAAAACAAAGUUUGCAGAAUCUAAGGCAUAUGCAAAGACUAUAGACAUGGAAUUGAGGAAAUUGGAAGUGCAGCAGGCUAACCGACAUGUGGGGCUGCUACAGUCGUUCAUGGGAGAUAACUUCAUGAACAGGGGGGGAGAUCAUGAUGCUAUCCUUGUUCUGCUAAUGAUUCCACGCAUCAUCAAUAAAGCAGAAUUAUUGGCCUCACAGAUCAAGGAUAAGUUUGAACUGACAGAGGAUAUUGACCGUGACAGUGUACUAAAGAAUCACCGAGCAGAGCAAAGCAGUUUCUCAAGGAUGCUGGUCCUCUUACUGAAUACCUUACAAGGAAUCAUGAGACAGUAUGAUUUUGCACUUAAAACAUGCAAUGUGGAUCUAUUGCUGAAGAUUGGAACUUUGCUCCCAGAGAUCAGUGCUCAUGAAACAUCAGUGGACUACUUCAUAGAGCUGCUACGCAAGGAUCAACUGGAUGAGACAAUUUCACUGGAUCUGCUGGAAAAAUCAAUCAGCUAUUUCCAGCAACUGCAUACAGUUCACCUGUCUCAAGAAAAAGUGGAGUGUACAGCAAUGAUGGCUGACCAAGUACGACAGGUACAAAGUGCAACUGAGUGUGUAGGAACAGAUAUUGCUAGACUCAAGGUCCUUCUCAUGCCAAAGCAAGAGAAAUCGGAAAUUGCAAUUCUUUUCAAAGACCUUGAAAACUGCAAUAAUGAAACGAAGAUGUGUGCUAGAAAGAUAAAGAGGAGGCUACCACAAGGAGAUGGGUCUGCAACUCCCCUUUCUUUUGGUAAAGAGAUUCAGGAUCUACUGAUAGACUGCAGUAAGAACAUCACCCAGGUAACAAAGACUCUGCACAUGUUGGCCUCAGCUGCCAUGCAACAGGCUGCCUUGAUGACUGGAGGAAAACUGGAGGAUUACCAUGAUUCUGAAGGUUUGAUGCCAAAGAAAAUGGAGGAGUUAGCAUUCCAGUCCAGCGAUAAGAUUUAUGGGAAAGAUGACAUGGGACCUUAUGAAUGUCUGAGAAUGUCUUUUGGUAAAGUGGUUGGUACCAUGAAUAAGCUUGCUAAUGCCAUGGAGAAUGGAGAGUACGACUUUGAUGGAACCCAUGACAAGACACCUGUUCCUCCUGUUGUGCUAAGAGCAAAGACUGUGAAAGCACAAAUUGCAGAGAUGGACCAACUGAAGGUCAAGAUGGAGACCAAGGAAGAAAGUAUGAAGGAGCUAAAGUUACAGGUCAUGAAGAAGCAAGAGGAGGUCAGUGAGAUGCAGGUCAGAAUCGGACUCCUGGAGAAGAAGCUGGAAAAUGCUACAAAAGACGGAGACAGUAGACUUGAAAAAAUUCAGAGAAAGCAUGAUGAGCUCCUUGCUCAGCUCAGAAAGAAAGAAAAGGAGUUUGAGGAGACUAUGGACACUCUUCAACAAGACAUCGAUACCUUGGAACAGGAAAAAAUUGAACUCAAAGAGAGGCUGAAAAUUCUCUCAAAAAAAACUUUAAUUGAGGGAAUCACAAGACAAGCCAAACAUCCAGCACAAAAUCUGGGGUCACCAGUUCAUUCAGAGGAAGGAUACCUCCUCCAGGAUUCUCCUUAUUUCACUCAACAGGUAAAAUCUUUAAGAGAGGCUUUGAAGUCUGUGAAAGAUGAAAAUGUCAGAUUGAAAGCAGAUAGAACGAAAGAACAAAUGGCAAAGCUUUCUCCUUUGAGGGUUCCAAAAAAAGCCUUUGAACUUCGUAAAAAUUCAGGCUCAUUUAAAGAAGUGAAUAUACCAGUGGGCAUCCAAGGGAAAGAUCAACUUAACAACUUGCGAAAGGACACUGCCAAAUUACUGGAGGAAGUUAACAUGAUGUGUGCUUGCCCAAAAGUAAUAGACAUCAGCAAACGAAAACCAGGACAGGAACCUCUGACUGAGUUGGGGAACCCAGCUAGGGAGCUGGUAGCCAGAACUGCUCGAUUGACAUUGAUGGGAAGGAAAACCCAACAGCUACAAGUUCAAGUCACAAAUCUUCUGGCUGCCAAUAGGACUGGGGGUCAAGUCAGAACAGAUUUGUCUACUUUUCCUACUCCAGAGUUUGCUAGAAUGUUGCUUGAAAAGAGUGCAGAGAGUCAGUUGAUUGGUCGCAUCUCAAUACCGACUAAAUUAGGACAAGAGGAUAGAAUUCCAUUGAACCUUCAGCCCUCAAGUUUCAAGGAUAUUCAUGCUGCUUUUUUGCAUAUGUAAAUUGUAUAAAAAUUACAACCAAAAAACUGUUCGAAUGCAUGCUUAAUUCUUCUUGGUGGCUGUUUCUGUGCAAUGUUGUUUUUUAAAUCGAAUUUUCAUUAUAAACAAUAUAUUAACAAUUACAUUGUAUAUAUAAACAAUUGGUGAUAUUUUUCGGGUUUUUCAAUUUAUCCAGGACCCUUCAAAUUGCUUCAAUACAUGUUCUUAUGAAACCAACAUAUUCAUUAUAAAGAGCACUGAUGUUUGAUCAAAUAUAUUUGACAAUGAUGUUAUAUCUACAUGAACAAUUAUUAUGAGAAAUGUUAAUACUUGCAGAAACUGAAUAAGCUGUUCUAACGUUUGGUAUUUGAGGAACACGAAGUACUGAUUUUUCAAAUUUUAUGUGAAUUAGAACCUUUACAUGCAUGUUUAAAAUUUGAUAUGUUAAACAUUCGCCCAUAUUGUUUUUUGAACAGGUGAUUUACUAGUGUAUGCCACUUAGUACUCUUUUUGAACAAAUGUAUAGUAAUGAUUUUGAUUUUCAAAUUCCUAUUUUUUUCAAUUUAAGACUGCUAAAGGGUUAAUCUUAGGAAGGGAGUCGUAUCAGGGUUCUCACAAAUCAAAUUUUCUUUUGAAUGUUAUGUCUUACAUACAAUCGUACAAUCUGAAUAGAAAUAAGCUGACCCAAGUUAAACUAAUCACUACUCGUAAAAGGCAUAUUCUUCCAUAUUUCUCUUUCUCGCUAUCACUACAACGCCUAUAUUAAGCCCCUGUCACACUGUCACAAUUUAGAGCUACGGCAGUGUACAAAUUCAAUAAUCAUACAUAUUCAGGAUUCAUCAGAGAUAGUUGAAGGCUUUCUUUCUUUAUCUCAUCUUCAUCAAAUUGCCAAAUGCGGGAAUUGUUUUAAACAUGUUCAAAACAAUUGUGCCCAGAGUAUGAUUUUUUUGUACACUCUCGCACGGCACUCGCACUGCACUCCUGCACAUAGUCGCAAUAAAUCACAGUAUGAAUUACCAUCUUUAAGUUCUCCUUAAAGAUAGCUUAAAGAUGCUUAAAGGUAUCUUAAAGACGAUCUUUAAGCUAUAUGUGUUGCUUAAAGAUGGCUUAAAGAAAGCGUAAAGAUGGCUUAAAUGCAUCUUUAACGACAACUUAUAGGUCCUUAAUGUCCAAACUUCUUUAAGCCACCUUUAAGCCAUUAAAAAAUCUUUUAAUUCAAUAUUGUGCUUAAUUUAUCAACAAAAUGUAUUAACUUUAUGAUAGAAAAGGUAUUAAAACUUUUUUUGUCCUAGAAAAUAAAAUGAAAAAAAAAAAAAUCAAAACCGCAAAGACGAGGAUUGUACCCGGGACCCAUCGUUUACCAGCAUCACCUCACUCCCUCUGCGCCACUGCAACUUACAUAUAUUGGUGGUUUUUAUAUCCUAUAUAUUAGUGGAUAUUGAAUUAAUGUACUGAAUGUGUAUUUUUUACGUGAAAAGAUUUUAAUUUCCAUUCAGUUUGUAACAAUCAAUGAUAUCUAAUUUAUAAAUUAUAUGCAUGCAUGUAUUUAGAAUGAAAUACGGAAAUUGGUAUUCAGUGAAAAAAAAUAUAUUAUUAUACCUAAAUGGAAACCAUUAGGCUUACUAGUAGGCCUACUUAGUUAAUAAAUUUAAACUGAGUUGAUAUACAUUCAUCUAAUUCAUAGCUAAAUGGAAUGCAAGGAAGAAGAUGAAAUCAUUUCUUUCAUUAAAUGCAUUGAAACUAUAAGGGUAUUAGUGCUACGCAAUUUCCCGUUUUUCAUGAUCAAGGCACCGUUCCAGUAUGUUUAAAUAUUUAAUUGUAUACAUGAUUUUUAGACUAUCAAUUCUAUAACAAACAAUAUUACCAAUUACCGGUGACGUAUUUUCUGCAUAUGCAAAUGAUUUAUACAUACAAUUGUAUGAUGUACCACGCCAGGUAUGUGACAUAUUUACCCUUAUACAUAUAUUUAAAUAAUUAACCCUUUUUUAUGAUCACCGGUACAGUAAUUAAUUAGCCUCUAGAUUUUACUCUUACAUACAUGUAACUAUCUUUAAUUUGUAGACGUAACAUUUUUAAAACCCAGAGUUAGGAAAUAAUACUUUGAAAAUGAAUUACAAAUGUAAAUAAACUUUUAUCACUAUACUUAUCGUAUGUACACGUACAUACCAAGAUUGCACCUGGGCACACGACACACCUGUUGUGUAUAUUUUGUAUAUUCUGUGUUAGUUCCAGGGGUUUUCUUAAGUUGGACAAACAAUAGACUCUAAUUAGAUAUACACAAACGAACAAAACUAUAUCUAGACAAACAAAGCAGUUAUAUCCUGCCCGAUUAACAAUAGCAGUUGAGAGUCUUUUCAUCUUUAACAUGUAUCUAUCAGAUCUAGAAUUAGACCUAGAAAUAAUUAAAAUUGAAAAAAAAAUGCAUACCUUAAACCGAUUAUUAAUUAAAUUAUGCAUUUUUGGUUCAUUAUCUUUAUUUUGUUUAAUAACCGGAUGAACUGAGAGAGAGAGAGAGAGAGAGAGAGAGAGAGAGAUUUCACCGAUUAAUUUAUAAUAGGAACGAGACAUAUUUUAAUAGAUUUAGAUACAGAGACUGCGCUCACCCCUACAAUAAUUUUGAAAAAAAACCAUAAAGAAUUUUAUAACGGCAAUCUGUGUCCAUCGGAGCGGUGUUGAUGAUAGCGAUCAGUAUUUAAAGGAGCGACAAUUAAAACCGCCUGGAACACCCUCUUUCCUUGGAAAUUAUAUAAUCACUCGGAUCACCCCCUCCCAUCCCUACAAAAGAUCAUUUGCAUUUAAUAUAUGUUUUUAUUGUUCAGCUUGAUCAAUCUUGACUUAAAGGGAACUUAAAGAUGGUGUAAAGACAACUUAAAGGAAGCGUAACUGACACUUAAAGAAGCUUAAAGGUGGCUUAAAGAUGGCUUAAAGGUGACUUAAAGAAGUUUGGACAUUAAGGACAUGUAAGCUCAGCUUAAAGGUGGCUUAAAGAUCGUAUAUCCUUUAAGGACUUGCCUAAAGAUUGUUUUUUGCCCUGUGAAUCUUAAUCAUUCGUAGGAAACUCACGAAACCUUGAUGUACUUAAGAUAUUACGAAUAUCCUUCGAUAUACCCCGAGUAUUCUUCAAGUUCUUGUGAUUUUCUUGAGCCUUCCCUGGGUAUCCUCUGAAUGAAUGAAAAUGUAGUUCGAUUUCAAGCCAAUAUAAUACAAAAACAGGGGUUUGAGAGCGAGUGCAAUACGAGAACUUUGCGAGUGAACUCUGAGAUAGUGCAAAUAUACGAGAUUAGUUAGUGUUUCAGAAUAGUCUUCUUUUGAUUACCAAGUACAUCGUCCAGUAAAUACGCAAGUUUCUUGUCUUUCGAAAUAUAACAUAUACUUGUAAUUUCUCCUUUCUGGAAAAAACCAUGAAUUUUAAUCUUGAUUGAUAAAAUUAUUUUGGUAAUAAAUCAAACAUUGCUGCUGCUGUUUUCAUAACUAUUUAUAUAUAUUAAUUCAUGAACUAGAACAAUAUCAUGAUCUUCUUGUUCUUUUAUAAUUACAAUAGGCCUAAUAAAGGUCCGUCGGCAAAUUAUUAAAACAAUUUUAGUCACAGUUGAAAACAUUGGCACAAUAUGGAUUUCGUUGGUAAUCUUAGCCCACGUACGUGUAGGUGUUUACAAUUUUUUUUAUAAUCUAUAGGAAUAUUACCCUUACUGCAUUAUUUAUCUUGUGGUGUAAAAAAAAUAUUUCCAGGUAAGUAUUCUGUGCAUAAUACAAUCAUUAGGUUGUUUAAUAAUUACUUUAUUAAUUAACACAAUAUAUAUACAUGUAUAUUUGUAAAAACCUGUAUCUAUUCGUGGGAAUAUCUGGUAUCAAUCGUACAAUUUCGUACUCAUUCUUAAGAAUAUCAUAUAAAAAUCGUCUUCCAUCUUGCAUACUAAUAAGAAGAUUACUUGAUCGCCCGAAUUCGUACACGAAUCGCCACUACUCGCCCUGAUAUCACACUGUAGUAAAGUCGUACAAUAUUGAAAAAUGCACUGCCUGUAGAAUUAUUUCAAGACAGGUGAUUUUUAACUUUUUGUUUUGUGGCAAUUAUAGCAUAAAUCGUGACAGUGCAACAGGGGCUUUAGCUGCAGACCUCUUAGAGUUCGAAGUUGCUGUAGAUCUUUCACCUAUAUGGACGUACAUCUUAAUUGCCGUUUUACUCGGUCGCGAUGAAGUUAUCAACGUUCAUGCAUAUUUUUCAAGCCAGGAAAAUACUGAAAUCAAAUAAACAGGUCAAUGCAAUAUUUACGAACAGAAUAUGCAUAUAAAGCAAGAAAAAAUGAACAAAAUGUAAGAUUACGAAAGGAAAAAUGCAGAUGUGCUAGCGAGUGUAACAAAAUCGAAGGUUUUUUACACCUAUUUACGAGCUCUUUUCAGCUUUUAGAUUUAUCCGAGACCAAUGUUUUUCAGGAACAAUGGCACAGAAAAAUCUCAGAUAGUUUUUAUCAAUCUAACUGCUAAAUGGUUUCGAUUUUUGAUAAAGGAAAUGGAGGAUUUUUAAUUCAAAUGAAGUUGUAAUUAGGGGCUUUGUAUUUUUCCGACCAAUUGCAAUCAUGCAUCAUUUACUGUAGCUUAAGAUAUCAAAGAAGAAAAAGAAACAUCUUAUUUUAAGAAAUCUUUUUAUAGAUUGAAUAUCAAUUUAUAUAUUUCAUUGUAAAAAGAAUAUGAUAAAUGAUAAAAAAAAACGUACAGUAAAAAAAUUAAAUAGAGGUUAGAGGAAGUGCAGGCCAUCCAAUAUCCAUUUUUUUUUUUUGGGGGGGGGGCUUUGUUGGGUAGUAUUGUAUGAUAGAUAUUCUAUAAAAUUAGAUAAAUGGGAUUGCAUUUUUUAGAUUAAAAAAGAGCGUCUAGUUUACUCAAUUUAUUCAUAUCCGUAAUGUUGGGUGGGGAAUUUUACAUUAAGCUGACCUUCCUACAAACAUUAGAUGGUCAAAUUUUAUUUAAUGGUUACAAUGACUUAAGUGUUAUUAAUUUUUUGAUUGUAUUAUUAUAUCAUGAUUUUUUCAUAAAAACGUGAAAAAACUGGCUCCUUUCCUUAAGAAUAAAUAGUGCUUAUUACAAUGAAA
Molecule: messenger RNA, 9109 nt
Organism: Magallana angulata
Lineage: Eukaryota; Metazoa; Mollusca; Bivalvia; Ostreida; Ostreidae
Product: dynactin subunit 1-like
Exons: 36
Coding region: 132-4046 (1304 amino acids)
Biological process (GO): nuclear migration; establishment of mitotic spindle orientation
Cellular component (GO): kinetochore; microtubule associated complex; axon
Source: RefSeq, a predicted model, not a curated record